GCACACUCACUCUUUUCAAACCAAACUGCACUGGACUAGACUAGACUAGUGUAAACUGCGAAAUUCUAAACAGUAGUACUAUGGAGAGAGAAACUAUCCAUGUGGUGCUCCUCCCUUUACCAGCAUUCGGCCACAUGAUGCCAUUUCAUCAACUCGCCAUUGCCUUAGCCGAAGCCGGUGUGCAUGUGUCCUACAUCUCAACCCCUAAAAACACACAGAGACUCCCAAAACCCCCUCAAAACCUGUCACCCAAGAUAAGUUUCGUCUCGCUUCCUCUGCCAAUUUCGGACUCGAGCCCGUUACCCAAAGGCGCGGAGGCCACCGUCGAUCUGAUCUCCAACGAGCAAGUCCCAAACUUAAUCAAAGCGUUCGAUCUCCUUCAGAAACCGUUGGAGAAGUUUGUUGUGGAGCAUUCACCUGAUUGGCUUAUUAUCGACUUGUUCACUCCCUGGGCAACUGACGUGGGAAAAGACUGCGGUGUCCCGGUUUUGGGGUUCUCACCUUUCUCCGCCGCGACUUGCUUGUUUUGGGGGCCGCCAGAGUACUUAACCGGCGAUGGCCAGAAGAGAGUCCGGUCGUCGCUGGAGAGCCUGACAAAGCCGCCGGAGUGGGUCACUUUUCCUUCGUCGGUAGCUUACCGCAGUUUCGAAGCACCACCGGGUACAGUCAGUGCAUUGAGCAAUUUUACCAUUUACAAACGAGAUAAGACUUAUUCACAAGUCAUUUCCGGAGGCGACAAAUCACAGCCGUCCGUUUCGACAAUCAACGAUUUGAAUUUUAAUAAAAUUUUUCUGGAGAAAAGUUAAGUUAAACUUUUUUACGGAAAUUUUUUAGUAAAACCUGGACCAUCAAAUUCACUUUAGACGCAUACGAUCUGGGCUUCGUAAACUGUUUUUCACGAAAACGACCGCAAAGAAAAUUUUCUCUUUACAAACACAACUUUGAAAUACAAGUUCAGAUACAACUUUGUUUGUAGCUCUUUUGAUGCACACGGCUUAUGUACAUCAACUAGUUUCAGACACAAUUGUGUUUUAUAGUGUGUUCUAGAGUUAUUGAUUA
Molecule: messenger RNA, 1059 nt
Organism: Rhododendron vialii
Lineage: Eukaryota; Viridiplantae; Streptophyta; Magnoliopsida; Ericales; Ericaceae
Product: UDP-glycosyltransferase 91C1-like
Exons: 1
Coding region: 81-806 (241 amino acids)
Source: RefSeq, a predicted model, not a curated record